AUGAACAGAGGACUGUGGCUUAUUUUCUUUCUUAGCGCCUGUCUGUGCGAGACAUUCGACAUAAGAGGCGAGGACACCUUUACGCUCGGGCUGAUUCUGAGCGAAGGAAGGAAAACAAGCUUGGAAAUGAACUUGGCUGGCGAAGGUUCGGACAACACCACGCUGCACAUUAAGGACCCUUCAAGUGGGAUAAUUCGAACAUUCAAAAACGAGAAAAGCAUGACGAUAUCUUUUCUUCCAAAAACAGCAGGAGAGCACAAUAUUGUGCUCCUGAACCCAACUAAAAAAGACAUCAUGUUCACUGUUGUUCUUCCAGAGGCUGACGAAGGGCCGUUUGCGUCGCAGGUAGAGGCUAACUUGGGAAAGGACUUGGAAGAUGUUCUCAGAAGAAUCAUCAGUGCGCACAAGGCUCUGCUGAUCAGACAGACAGAGCACCUUGAAAAGGCAAAGAGCACCAAGAGCUGGAUUAAAAAGCUCACUUUAUUCGAGGUGUGUUUGUGUCUGUUGGCACUGUACUAUGUGCACACUGAAGCUGUCAAGACAUUCUACAGCACGAGAAAGAUGUAG
Molecule: messenger RNA, 567 nt
Organism: Nematocida minor
Lineage: Eukaryota; Fungi; Microsporidia
Exons: 1
Coding region: 1-567 (188 amino acids)
Source: RefSeq, a predicted model, not a curated record